GCCGGCGAACCUUUCAAAGUCUUGGGUCUGAGUUGAGUCCCUAAGAAACCAUGUCGGCCGUCAUAGGCAAACUGCACUCACCUCUCAUUUAAUAUAAAACGAAGUCUCCAUGAAAUAACAGGAAGGCUCGGCCUCAGCUAUGGCCAGCUCGGGUGCUGUGCAGGUGAAACUGGAACUUGGUCAUCGUGCCCAGGUCAGAAAGAAACCCACGGUGGAAGGGUUCACCCACGACUGGAUGGUGUUUGUGCGAGGACCAGAGCACAGCAACAUCCAGCACUUUGUGGAGAAAGUGGUUUUUCAUCUGCACGAAAGCUUCCCGAAACCAAAGCGAGUGUGCAAGGAUCCACCGUACAAAGUGGAGGAAUCUGGAUACGCAGGCUUCAUCUUGCCCAUCGAAGUUUAUUUCAGAAACAAGGAAGAACCGAAGAAAGUUCGCUUUGAUUAUGACUUGUUCCUCCACCUGGAAGGUCACCCGCCCGUCAAUCACCUCCGCUGUGAGAAGCUCACCUUCAACAAUCCAACAGAGGAGUUUCGUAGGAAGUUACUGAAAGCUGGAGGGCAACGAAAUCCUCACAAAAGAAGUUCAGAAGACUCAAAGGUGAUGAUAAUGCAGGAGGGCUCAACCUCCCUGUUUGGCUCCCACCUCAAGCUGGCAACACUUCCCAACAGCUCUGACACAAAGAAAAGCAAAGGCUUUACUGCGUCCAAGGAUGGCUCUACAGGAAACACUUUCCUCAUCAUGGCCACAACCACCAGCUCUGACAACAGCAGCAUCUCCAAACUCCACAAGCCAUUUAAGGACCAUAUAGACAAGACCUCAAAAGAUUUAAAAGACCCCAAAAGUGCCUUCAGGGACUCGGGCUGGGAACCCGGAAAAGCCCCCAAAGAAUCUUCCAGGAAACCCAAAGAGAACCAGCCACUUAGAGAGAUCAAUCCUAAGAUGGGCUUCAAGCAGCCCAAGUCUUUGUCUAAGGAGCGUAGGACUGAGGGGAUAACUCAUGCGUCGAGGUUAAACAAGCGCUUGUCCGGCCUCGAAGGUGACGAUCACGGGACCAAAAGACGCAAAAAGGGGUUUGUGAACUCCUCGGAAAUGCAGAUUUCAGAGUUGGACGGUCCGUGUUUGGAUAAGAAACUACUGAGAGACCGAUCGCAGCUGCACAGCAGUAAGCUACGAGCAGAAAGCGAGGACGCAGACCUCAGGAGCGUGUCCACGCUGCCGCCAUUCCAGGACCUGGUUGAUGCUAAUGACUCUGAUAUGGAGGACCAGUCUGCCAGAUCGGAUUCUGAGCAGCCCAGUCCAGCGGGUUCCAGCUCCAGUUCAAGCUUUGCUCCCACACCCCACAAACGACAAGUGCUUGGCCCGCUGCAGUCAGUGAUGCAGGAUCUGCACUCGGACGACGACGACGAUUCAGAGGACGACAACGACGACGUGGAUUCAGACACGGAUCGAGCAGCACACCUCGCACACCACCAGCACAGGAUUAGUUUAAGUGAUGGCAGCAGAAGUGACAGCUCCUCCCAUUCCCCGCUGUCGUGCAGUGAGGCCCCGCCCUUAUUAAAGUCUACUAAUAACCAGAUAGUGGAAGUAAAAAGUCCCACCAAGCAGAGCAAGCAAGACAAAAGCAUGGAGUGUGAUAAGGUUUACCUGGAUGAGCUGGUGGAGCUGCAUAAAAGACUAAUGACACUAAGAGAAGGUCACAUACUGCAACAGGAGGAGUCUCCUGAUGAAGCAGACUGGUCCCAGUAUGAGGAGAUGCACUGUCUGCAGAACCAGUGUCCACAGCUGGUAGAGACUGGAUCCUUCAGGACGUCCUGGCACAAAGCACAGUAG
Molecule: messenger RNA, 1831 nt
Organism: Maylandia zebra (zebra mbuna)
Lineage: Eukaryota; Metazoa; Chordata; Actinopteri; Cichliformes; Cichlidae
Source: RefSeq, a predicted model, not a curated record